UUUCCCCUAGUCGAUCGUUCCAAAACCCUCCUAAAGCCCUCCCUCUCUCUCUUCCCCUCACCCCCCCCCUCUCUCUCUCUCUCUCUCUCUCUCUCUCUCUCUGUCUGCGAAACAUCGAUUGAUUGAGGGCCGAUAUUGGCGCGAUCAUGUCGAAGCCGGUACAGGCCGUGAAAGCUAGCAUGUCGAACCCGAAGGCCUGGGUGGUCAUCGGGCUAACAGUUGCGGGGAUCGUGAUCCUCGCGGAGACUCACCGGAGGAGGAGGAAAGGGAAGCGGAGAGCGAAUGCUAUCAGAGAGGACUUCGGGGCUUUUGUGGAGAAGUUCGAGCUGCUUCCCUUCCCGCAGCCGCCUCCCCCCGCUCUUAAACAGCCCCUCGCCGGUCUGAGUUUCGCCAUCAAAGACAUAUUUGAUGUGAAGGGAUAUGUGGCCGGGUUUGGGAGUUCUGGGUGGGCUGAAACGCAUGAGGCAGCUGGGAAGACGGCAGUUGUGGUGACAGCACUCUUGAAGAAUGGCGCCAAGUGCGUUGGCAAGACUGUCAUGGACGAAUUGGCUUUCGGGAUGACUGGAGAGAAUACUGAGUAUGGAACCCCUGUAAACCCGAAGAUGCCUUCGCAUAUCCCUGGGGGUUCUUCUAGUGGUUCAGCUGUUGCAGUUGCAGCUGAGCUAGUUGACUUUGCUCUUGGGACUGAUACGACUGGUUGUGUGAGAAUUCCGGCAUCAUUUUGUGGUAUCCUUGGAUACCGGCCAUCACAUGGAGCUGUUUCUACAGUUGGGGUUUUGCCAAAUUCACCAAGCUUAGAUACUGUUGGAUGGUUUGCCCGUGAUCCAUCAAUAUUUUGUCGAGUUGGGCAUGUCCUCCUCCAGCUGAAAACAAUAGAACCAAGAAGGACAAGAAGAAUUCUUUUUGCUGAUGAUCUUUUUCAGCUUUCUAAAGUUCCCGUGCCAAAGUUUAAAUAUAUUGUUACUAAAACUGUUGAGAAAUUAUCUGGAUAUCAGCCUCCAAAGCAUAUUAAUUUUGGCCAACAUAUUGCUUCAAGUGUACCCAGCCUUAAAGGAUUUAGAGAACAAUCAACUAGUCAUCAGAAUGGGAUAUCAGCUUUGAAAGCUCUGUCUUCUGCAAUGCUUUCAUUACAAAGAUGUGAAUUUAAAACCAAUUAUGAAGAUUGGGUGGAUUCAGUCAAACCUAGGUUCAGACCCCAUACUACUGCUUGUGUUCAGACAGCUAUCAGUACUUCAACUGAAAACAUCAAAACCUUGUAUAAAAUACGGAGUGAGAUGCGAGCAGCCCUUCAUGAUCUCUUGAAGGAAGAUGGAAUAUUAGUGAUUCCCACAAUUGCGGAUCCCCCGCUUGCCCUUAACAUGAAGAAAAGAUCAUUUGCUGAGUUUUAUGACAGAGCACUUACGCUACUAAGUAUUUCAAGCUUGUCUGGGUGCUGUCAGGCUACUAUUCCAUUGGGAAAUCACGAUGAUUUUCCCAUCUCUAUUUCAUUUAUUGCAUUUCAUGGGGCCGAUAAAUUUCUUCUUGAUACUGUCUCGGAUAUGUAUUCAUCUCUCCAAGAGCAAGCCAGCAUAGUUUCAAGUUCGUUGCCCUUACCUGAUACAAAUGGCGACAUGGAUGCUUCUGAACUAUUAAAGGAAAAGGGAAAUGCUGCAUAUAAGGGAAGACAGUGGAAUAAGGCGGUGAAUUAUUAUAGUGAAGCUAUUAAGUUAAAUGAGACAAAUGCAACUUACUACUGCAACCGAGCUGCUGCCUACUUGGAAUUGGGAUGCUUUCGCCAAGCUGAAGAGGAUUGCAGCAGAGCGAUCUCACUGGAUAAGAAGAAUGUGAAGGCAUAUCUGAGACGUGGAGCAGCUAGAGAGUCGCUCCUCUGUUACAAAGAGGCUCUUCAAGAUUUCAAGCAUGCUCUUGUUCUGGAGCCCCAGAACAAAUAUGCUAGCACUGCCGAGAAUCGACUCAGAAAAUUGUUGAGUUGAGAGGAAUUCAAGUUGUCAACACCCUUUGCCCAAGAUGAAUAUACCGAUGAACCACCGGCGGCUUUGCAGAUAUACCGCGGGUUCCCUGUUCACACCACCUUUUGGCCUUUGAGCUUUCUUGGGUUCCGAAUUGCUAAGGGAACGCAUCAGAGUAACUUACCCCUGUAACCUUCUCGUUACCUUCAAGUAUUGUUCUUUCCCGGUCGGUGUGUGCCGGGGGUCCCUGUCAUAAGCUUGGACAGAGCAAUUCUUUGUAACAUGACUCAUGAGGUAAAUCGAACGUGUAUCUAUCCAUUGUUGGCCCUCUUAUAUGAAAAAAAUGGAAGAGCUCUUCCCCGUGAUUGUGAACAUCCUGGCGAGUCAUAUCCGGCUUGCCAUUGGCAUCUUAUUAUGAUUGAUGGUGCGUUUAGUUUGUAAGUAACAUUUUAAAAUUAGAUUUUGAUUUUGAAAAAGAGUGGUAUAAAUGGUUAUGUA
Molecule: messenger RNA, 2447 nt
Organism: Punica granatum (pomegranate)
Lineage: Eukaryota; Viridiplantae; Streptophyta; Magnoliopsida; Myrtales; Lythraceae
Source: RefSeq, a predicted model, not a curated record